This is a messenger RNA of Porites evermanni, 1635 nucleotides long. The record is from the annotation of a GenBank genome assembly. NCBI's taxonomy places the organism in Eukaryota, Metazoa, Cnidaria, Anthozoa, Scleractinia, Poritidae.
AUGGCUGUGAAAUCAGAUUUGUCCCAAGCGGGCUUUGUAACUAAUAGUGUUAAAAGCACAUGGGUCCCAGUUCAGUCUCUCAGAUGGUUGGGCUAUCAAUGGGAUUUAAAGCAUAAUUUGUUAUCUAUUUGUGUGGAAAAAAUCGACAGGCUACUAGCGAGUACUGACAUUGUGCUCCUUCAAGUAGAUUACCAGCCAGGCGACUGGCUUCUGUCACCGGAAGUAUUAUUUCUAAUAUGCUUGUUUUUGGCAAUGUGUGUAAGGUGAUGACCAAAAGCCUACACAGGGCUCUCGAUCGCAGGCAAGGGUGCGAUUCCUGUGUUGAAUUGGACCCAUGCACUCGCAAAGAGUUAGAGUUUUGGAAGAAUACGAUUCUAACCUGAAUUCUAGGUCGUUUCUCAAUACUGUUCGUAAGCCAUCUCGCAUUGUUUAUUAAGAGUUUUGCUCUGAAAAGCUUUGCACACCUUCUCUCAGGCUGCGAUGUUUAGUGGUUUACUGAUAUCCAGCAGUUCCUUCGAUUGUUCAUUCUGGUAGUAUGAAGGAGCAUUUGCAUAUCUUGGCGCUCGACAUAUUUCAGACGGCCAAAGAUAAUAAGAUUCACCUUGAGGUUGAGGGGAUACCUAGUACUCAGAAUGAGAGAGCAGAUUAUUUGAGUAAGAUUGUUGAUUAUGAUGACUGGAUAGUCAAAGAUUGCUAUUUUCAUGCUGUUACCUCUGUUUGGGGCCCCUGCUCAGUAGACUGCUUUGCUAGCUACAAAAAUCGCAAGGUUCCCAGGUUCUUUUCCAAAUACUUUAAUCCAUAUUUAAUCCAUAUUCCUUGGCAGAUUAUUUGAGUAAGAUUGUUGAUUAUGAUGACUGGAUAGUCAAAGAUUGCUAUUUUCAUGCUGUUACCUCUGUUUGGGGCCCCUGCUCAGUAGACUGCUUUGCUAGCUACAAAAAUCGCAAGGUUCCCAGGUUCUUUUCCAAAUACUUUAAUCCAUAUUCCUUGGGUGUCGAUUCAAUCGCCUUUAGUUGUGUCAUGUUGGCUUGUGCCACCUGUUUCGCUAGUUGAGAAGGUCAUCCUUCAUGUCUGUUUGUGUAGUUGUCGGGGAAUUUUAGUAGGUCCUUACUGGCCGUCAGCCCAUUACUGGCCCCUUUUGGUGGAACGCGAAGGUGUUUCCAAGUCAUUUGUUGCAGUUUGUCUCUACGUCGAGAAUGCUAAGGAUGUUUUCCUCCAUAGGAGGGGGGGGGGGGGAACAAUUUUAGUACCCCAGUGCUUUUUCUGUUGCUCGACGGGGCUGUACGGGAAUCUAUAUAUCUUGCUGUGGAGUUGUACGCCGCUUGGCCAGUUUACGACGAACCCAGUAGUUUUUGCCAGUACAUGAAGAUUGCACGUUUUUACGCCACUGGCUGUCUGUAUGUAAGCCGUUUUGGUUGGUUGACUUUUUUCAUUAUCGAGGCUUCUUAUUUUCACUCAAUUGCUCGGUCGUUUGCUCAUAAUUAUUUUUCUUUUCUUAUUAUAUUGAUGUUUCUACAAGGUGGACGUGCGUUUGCUUUGAAGAUUGCUCAUCUAAAGGAUCCAGAGCUUCGUAAGUUAGCAGCCGAUCUUCCCUUGCGUACCAUUGAAGCGAAGGCUCCUUCGACGACGGAGCGUUAC